GUUUUAUUAGAAGCUUCCUAUCUCGUGCCUAGCCUCUUUUGUGGACCGAUAUCAUGAGCGACUUUGAGGAUGACGAUCACGGGCCCUCCAUCGGCACGUACCAUGGCGACCGCCACCCCGACACGGGUGCUCGCCAUGGCAAGGGUGUGGCCAACUUGCCCAACGGCGAUAAAUAUGAGGGCCAGUAUCAAGAUGGCCAACGCCACGGCAAGGGCAUUUACAAGUUCAAGUCAGGAGCCCGCUACGAUGGCGAGUACAUGAAUGGGCGCAAGCACGGGCAAGGAACCUUUUGGUAUCCUGAUGGUGCUGUUUACGAGGGUACUUGGGUGGAUGAUGUGCGCUCGGGCCAUGGCAAGUACACAUAUCCCAAUGGUGACUGCUAUGAGGGCGAAUGGCUGAGCGGUGUCAAGGAGGGCAAGGGUGCCUACACCUAUGGUGCGACUGGCAUCAAGUACGUGGGUACAUGGGCCAAGGGCGUCAAGUCGGGUGAGGGCACAAUCGAAUAUGCCGGCAUGACCUACACUGGUGGCUUCACUGAUGACCAGCCUCUGGGUGCCGGCGUGUUCAAGUUUGCCGCGGGCUAUCAACAGCCCGGCGAAUACGUCGUGUCAACCGACGCCGGGGCUGAUGCAGCUGAAGACGAGGUGCGGCCGAUUACAAAGUGGGUCGGCCAGCUGCUGGCAACGGCUGCAACAUAAACAUACCUUUGCGAAGCUUGGCUUUGGUUCCUGCGCUUGGGACACCCUGUUUGUGCUCUAUGCUCGUUUGUCUCUGUGUAUUCGUCUCCUUCUCCUUCUUCUACGCUUGUGAAUCUGGUGUUGGGUGUGGAUUGAGAUUGAGAUUGUGACACCUUCACCACGCACACCCUCCUCCCACCCUGGGCUGGCUCGUCCUGCGCCGAAUCUGGCUCCCAUCCUCCGCGCCACUCUGUGGUUGUUGCUGUGGUUCUGAACGCCCAUGUGCUUGUCUUCUAAUCGAGAGAAAGUCU
Molecule: messenger RNA, 988 nt
Organism: Monosiga brevicollis MX1
Lineage: Eukaryota; Choanoflagellata; Craspedida; Salpingoecidae
Exons: 6
Coding region: 54-698 (214 amino acids)
Source: RefSeq, a predicted model, not a curated record